Molecule: messenger RNA, 1744 nt
Organism: Drosophila mauritiana
Lineage: Eukaryota; Metazoa; Arthropoda; Insecta; Diptera; Drosophilidae
Gene: alphaTub84B
Product: tubulin alpha-1 chain
Exons: 2
Coding region: 146-1498 (450 amino acids)
Biological process (GO): microtubule cytoskeleton organization; mitotic cell cycle
Cellular component (GO): microtubule; cytoplasm
Molecular function (GO): GTP binding; structural constituent of cytoskeleton
Source: RefSeq, a predicted model, not a curated record
UUUCAUAUUCGUUUUACGUUUGUCAAGCCUCAUAGCCGGCAGUUCGAACGUAUACGCUCUCUGAGUCAGACCUCGAAAUCGUAGCUCUACACAAUUCUGUGAAUUUUUCUUGUCGCGUGUGAAACACUUCCAAUAAAAACUCAAUAUGCGUGAAUGUAUCUCUAUCCAUGUUGGCCAGGCUGGUGUCCAGAUUGGAAACGCCUGCUGGGAGCUUUACUGCUUGGAGCACGGCAUCCAGCCCGAUGGCCAGAUGCCGUCUGACAAGACCGUGGGCGGAGGUGAUGACUCGUUCAACACCUUCUUCAGCGAGACUGGAGCUGGCAAGCACGUGCCCCGCGCCGUGUUCGUGGAUCUGGAGCCCACUGUGGUCGAUGAGGUCCGUACCGGAACCUACCGUCAGCUGUUCCACCCCGAGCAACUGAUCACCGGUAAGGAGGAUGCGGCCAACAACUACGCUCGUGGCCACUACACCAUCGGCAAGGAGAUCGUCGAUCUGGUUCUGGACAGGAUCCGCAAGCUGGCCGAUCAGUGCACCGGUCUGCAGGGCUUCCUCAUCUUCCACUCGUUCGGUGGAGGUACCGGCUCUGGCUUCACCUCGCUGCUGAUGGAGCGUCUCUCCGUGGACUACGGCAAGAAGUCCAAGCUGGAGUUCGCCAUCUACCCAGCCCCCCAGGUGUCCACUGCCGUGGUCGAGCCCUACAACUCCAUCCUGACCACCCACACCACCCUGGAGCACUCCGACUGCGCCUUCAUGGUCGACAACGAGGCUAUCUACGACAUCUGCCGCCGCAACCUAGACAUUGAGCGCCCCACGUACACCAACCUGAACCGUCUGAUUGGCCAGAUCGUGUCCUCGAUUACCGCCUCUCUGCGAUUCGAUGGUGCCCUUAACGUGGAUCUGACUGAGUUCCAGACCAACUUGGUGCCCUACCCACGUAUUCACUUCCCUCUGGUGACCUACGCCCCCGUCAUCUCUGCCGAGAAGGCCUACCACGAGCAGCUGUCGGUGGCUGAGAUCACCAACGCCUGCUUCGAGCCGGCCAACCAGAUGGUCAAGUGCGAUCCCCGUCACGGCAAGUACAUGGCCUGCUGCAUGCUGUACCGCGGUGAUGUUGUGCCCAAGGACGUCAACGCCGCUAUUGCCACCAUCAAGACCAAGCGCACCAUUCAAUUCGUCGACUGGUGCCCCACUGGCUUCAAGGUUGGCAUCAACUACCAGCCACCCACCGUGGUGCCUGGAGGAGAUUUGGCCAAGGUGCAGCGUGCCGUGUGCAUGUUGUCCAACACCACGGCCAUCGCCGAGGCCUGGGCCCGUCUGGACCACAAGUUCGAUCUGAUGUACGCCAAGCGUGCCUUCGUCCACUGGUACGUCGGUGAGGGUAUGGAGGAGGGAGAGUUCUCCGAGGCCCGUGAGGAUUUGGCUGCCCUCGAGAAGGACUACGAGGAGGUCGGCAUGGACUCCGGUGACGGCGAGGGAGAGGGUGCUGAGGAGUACUAAGCGUCGCGCCACUCCAACGCUCGAUGGGGGCGUCAUUGGUGGGCGGGGAAACCGUCGAAAUCAGUGUUUACGCUUCCAAUCGCAACAAAAAAUUCACUACAACACUGAAUAGCAUACGAAAACGAGAAACCAUAAAGUAUUUUAUCCACAAAGACACGUUUAGCAGAAAAGCCAAGCUAACUCGGCGAUAAGUUGUGUACACAAGAAUAAAAUCGGCCAGAUUCAGUGUUGUCAGCAAAAAGAAAA